Molecule: messenger RNA, 3295 nt
Organism: Suricata suricatta (meerkat)
Lineage: Eukaryota; Metazoa; Chordata; Mammalia; Carnivora; Herpestidae
Gene: BAIAP2L1
Product: BAR/IMD domain containing adaptor protein 2 like 1
Exons: 14
Coding region: 68-1552 (494 amino acids)
Biological process (GO): actin filament bundle assembly; actin crosslink formation; plasma membrane organization
Cellular component (GO): cytosol; nucleoplasm
Molecular function (GO): protein binding
Source: RefSeq, a predicted model, not a curated record
CAGUCGUCAUCUAUCCUAUGAGUUCAAAAUACUGAUUCCCUUCAUCUGAAUACACAGAUAGAAUGUUAUGGAACAGUUCAAUCCUGGGCUACGAAAUUUAAUAAACCUAGGAAAAAAUUAUGAAAAAGCUGUUAAUGCUAUGAUACUUGCGGGAAAAGCCUACUACGAUGGAGUGGCCAAGAUUGGUGAGAUUGCGACUGGGUCCCCUGUGUCAACAGAGCUGGGCCAUGUUCUCAUAGAGAUUUCAAGUACCCACAAGAAACUCAAUGAGAGUCUUGAUGAAAACUUCAAAAAAUUCCAUAAAGAGAUUAUACAUGAGCUGGAGAAGAAGACAGAACUUGAUGUAAAAUACAUGAAUGCAACUCUUAAAAGAUACCAGACAGAACACAGAAAUAAAUUAGAUUCUUUGGAGAAAUCUCAAGCUGAGUUGAAGAAGAUCAGAAGGAAAAGUCAAGGAGGACGAAAUGCACUCAAAUAUGAACACAAAGAAAUUGAGUAUGUAGAAACCGUUACUUCUCGCCAGAGCGACAUCCAGAAAUUUAUUGCAGAUGGGUGCAAAGAAGCUCUGCUUGAAGAGAAAAGGCGCUUCUGCUUUCUAGUUGACAAACACUGUAGCUUUGCAAAUCACUUACAUUAUUAUCAUUUACAGUCUGCAGAAUUACUCAAUUCCAAACUGCCUAGGUGGCAGGAGACCUGUGGGGACGCUACCAAAGUGCCUGAGAAAAUCAUGAAUAUGAUAGAAGAAAUAAAGACCCCAGUCUCUACCCCAGUGUCCGGAACGCCUCAGCCUUCACCAAUGAUUGAGAGAAGCCACAUGGUUGGGAAAGAUUAUGACACCCUUUCUAAAUAUUCACCAAAGGUGCCCCCAGCUCCUUCCGCCAGAGCGUAUACCAGCCCUUUAAUCGAUAUGUUUAAUAACCCAGCAACCGUUGCACAGAAUUCAGAAAGGAUAAAGAAUUCAACAGUUUUAACAGAUUCUUCAGAUGAUCCCAGUUUACAGCGAUCGGUUUCUGUCGCAACCGGACUGAACAUGAUGAAGAAGCAGAAAGUGAAAACCAUCUUCCCACACACCGCGGGCGCGAACCAGAGCUUGCUCAGCUUCGCUCAGGGAGAUGUCCUCACACUGCUCGUCCCUGAGGAGAAAGAUGGCUGGCUUUACGGGGAGCACGACACCACCAAAGCGAGGGGUUGGUUCCCGGCAUCUUACACGAAGUUGCUGGAAGAAGAUGCAAAGGAGGCCAUGACUGUGCCCAAACCAAGCCCAGCACCAGUGAGAAGCAUCAGCACAGUGAACUUAUCCGAGAAAAGCAGUGUGGUCAUCCCCCCGCCUGAUUACUUGGAAUGUUUGUCCCUGGCAGCGGCUGCAGAUAAGACAGACCUUUCCAAAAGCACUUCUACCUUUAAAGCACCGGCGUCCAAGCCAGAAAGCACCUCUCCUAAUGAUGCAAAUGGGACAGCAAAGCCUCCUUUUCUCAGCGGAGAAAACCCCUUUGCGACUGUGAAACUACGGCCGACGGUGACAAACGAUCGCUCUGCACCGAUCAUUCGAUGAAGAGCAGGCCAGAAGCUCCAGUCCUUCUGCUGUUAAGUUCUCACUUGCAAAAUGAUACGUGUUGUUUGGUGUGCGCUUAACUUUGCAAAGCUUCGCCAAAGGGUGCCUGAUUUCAAAUGUAUUCUACUUGAGCAAAUCGACGCAUUUUCUCAAUUUAACAUAGUUGGGUUGAUACAUUUCUGUCUUUAAGAAAAUAGUUUAGUGACCACCUCAAUCAGUGAAAAUAUUUUCUUCCAUUCUAGUCAUAAGAAGACCGUAAAUUUGGUUCUAAUCCUUAUUGUAUUUUUUAAAUAUUCUGUGAUUUUUUUUAAUAGCCAGAAUGAGGGAAAGUCUGUGCUUUCGUGACCAGCUUUCUGCACCAAAUGAGAGCACAGUUUUAUCUUAAAAAACAUGUGCUCUUACCUAGCAUUAGAACAUUUAUCUAAAGGAAAGGUUGUGUCAGUUUGCGUCUUAGCAUGCAAAUCAUAAUUUUAAGCAAUAUAAAUUAUGAGAUUCUGUAAAAUUUAAUUUUUUAACUUAAAAAUUUUUAAUUUUUGUUUAAUCAAAUAUAGAGCUAAGAUGGAGAAAUCCCCAAUUUUCCCUUGAUUUAGACAUAGCUAUAGAGCGUGGAGAGGCUUUGCCUGUCCCUGUCCCAGCCAUGGUUAGUACUUGAAUAAUCCCAAGAGCUAUUGAGUUUGGUAGUGCAGAGUCAGCGACUGGAUUCACCAGUGAAAACACACCAGGCCGUGCUGCAGGUGAUGGGCCUCACACAUGCGUGUAAGGACCCUGCAUGUGCGCCCCCGGCUGUUCUCACUAAGCUAGUUGACCAAAGCUGCCUGUCACUAAUGAACUCCAAUUUCUUGGGGGCCCAGUUUCUCCACUUCUGAAUCAGGUAGACACACACAUGCCCCCAACCAGUGCAUAAAAGGCCACAUGCCUGAGUUUUAGUCGCUAGACUGUGAAGUCCUCAUUUCAUCCGAGACCUGCCAUUGUCACCUCAGAACCUGAGGUGUCCCGUGAGAGGGAACUCGAGUGAGUGGCCAAGCGGAUCUCUGGCUGCCGGGGAUCAGGCCCUAUUUUGGAGGAGUACAGAAUCAGGCCUCACACCCAGGCCUUUAACUGCAUGUGGGCAAAGAGGGUCUCGUUGGUCACAGCUCCGUUGGUCUCGCCAUAACUAUCAACAUUUUUCUAGAAGCUUGAAACCGGUCAUGGUCAAAUUCAGGUAAACUAGUGUAAAUGUCUGCCACUUCUCGUUCUUGGUCCUGUUCUGGCCGGGUUGGCAAACCAGACAAGAUCCCCAGGGGAUGGGGAGUCAGACCCGCCUGAGGGCUCUCCAGGGGCUGACGCGGCCGAGUGGCUGGCGGGCAGUACACCUGUCUUGAGAAAAGCUGCUCCAGCCAAGAAAGAAAACACAACUUCAGUUAAGUGGCCCGCCACUCCUCACUGAGUAAGAGGAGGGUUCACAGAAGCCCAGUGUUUUCGACAGUGGGGGGGCUAAGGCACACCCCCCAUAUGUUACAGGGGUGGGGGCGCUGGCCUCCAGAGCUCCACUCUCUGGGAUCCUUUGGCUUCAUUACAGAGAUGAUUAGUGUGGUGUGCAGGCUCACCCCGCCCGUUCUGCACCUUCACCGAACAGGCCAUGGUGGGCACCCACCUGCCUCAAGGGGGAUGGGAGGGCUUGCCUCAGGCCCCGGGCACGGAGGUGCGUGUCUGUAAUGUCAAGGUAUUAUGUUUCGUUAUAAUAAUAAAACUUUGAAAAGCACA